Messenger RNA from Plasmodium relictum, 4302 nucleotides. RefSeq names its product conserved Plasmodium protein, unknown function. The transcript has a single exon. The record is from RefSeq and is a predicted model, not a curated record. NCBI's taxonomy places the organism in Eukaryota, Apicomplexa, Aconoidasida, Haemosporida, Plasmodiidae. The coding region runs from base 1 to 4302 and encodes 1433 amino acids.
AUGAAUAAAAAGAAAAUAUGUUUUUUUUACAUUUCUAUAUCAUUAAUAGUAUAUGUGAAAUGUAUAUAUAAUAUAAACAUUCCUAUUUCUUCGAAUGAGAAAAAAAAAUUAGAUUUAUUCAAAGAUUUUUUAUAUGAUAAUCCAAAUAAUAUAGAAUGUUAUGCUUUUAUGGAUAAAAUUCUAUUUAAAUUAAAACAUGUAUUUAAUUUGCCUAAUUAUGAUUUAAAUAUAAGUGAAACUAAUAUAGAAACAUUGAAAUUCUCAUGUAUUUCUUUAAAAGAACUGUAUAUAGAAAUAUUAAGAAAUUUUGUAUAUAAUAAAAAUGAUGAUCAAAAUGAUGAUUUAAUUAAAUAUUCCAAUAUUUUAAAAAAAUUUCUUAAAAAAAUUUAUUUUAAAUUAAAUGGCAAAAAAGGAGAUAAUAUUAGUAUUGGUAACGAUGUCCUAAAGGUAUUAAUUUUUAGAUCUCUAUCGUUUAUGAAUGAUUCUAAAAUUGAUAUGCUAAAAAAUAAAGAUAUUUUAAAAUUUAGUUUAGAUAUUUUUGCAAAUUAUGUAUCAUAUAUUGCAAAUGAAAACGAAGACUUAAAAGAUAUUAAUAAAAAUACGAGUGAUAGAUCUCAAAGAAUCUUUGCUGAUAACUUAAAUUCUUACAAGAAAAAUAUUUUAACCUAUUUUCCUCAUAGAAGAAAUAUACAAAUAUUUUUUUUAAAUAUGAAUACUCUAGAAGAUUUAACAAAAAUGUUUUAUAAAUUCUAUACUCAUUUUACAAAUAAAAAGGUAGUAGAAAAAGAAGUAAGCUCUAUACAAGCAUUAUACUUUAUAAAUGAAAUAUUGAAAAUUGCUGAAAAUAUUAAUUUAUGUUUAAAGGAAAAUACUUUAAAAAAUAUCAUAUACACAGAAGAAUUUUCUAAAAGUAUUCAAAAUGCUUUUAAAAAUAUAUGUGAAAAUAUGUCAGAAAAAUUGCAAAUUAACGGGUCUAAAGAUGAAGUAAUAGAUGCAUUAACAGAGGGAUUAAUUAAAAUCUUAAAAGAUAUAUAUAAAGAUAAUAAAAAUUGUAAAAAUCCAAUAAACAAAAAAAAUAUAAGUUUCAAAGUACAUAAAAAAAAUGAUAUAGACGGAUUUAAUGAGGAUAAAAAAAUAAAAUUAGUAGAAUACAAUGAUGCAAAUGCAUCUAUUGUAGUUUUUAGCAUAUCUAAUGAAAUGCUUUAUAUUAACCAACAGCAUUUUGCAAAUAUUAAGAAGUUGCAACAUAUUCUUCUAAUGUGUCCUACAUCAGAAAAUAAAAAACAUAUUUUAGAUAAUCUAGGAAUAGAAAGUAUAAAAUUAUCAUUAUAUGAGAAUUUUAAGAAAGAAAUGUAUAAAAAUUUUAAAUUUUUUUUUCAAUUCAUUAAAAAUAAUUUUGAUUACCUGAAUGAAGUUAUAAAUAAAGAAAAAAAAAAAGAUAAAUUAUCACAGACAGAUUACAUUGAAAAUGAUAAAUUAUUAAAUUUAUUGGAAAAAGUAAUGAACUUUGAUAAAGAAAAUAAUUCCAUAUAUAUUGAAAAAUUACACCAAUUCAAAAAUAUAAUGGAAUGUGUUAAUGUAUCUAUAUCAAUGAAUUUAGAAAAUGAAAAAAAUCCUAUAGUUUUAAUUAUGAAAAUAGACGAAAAUAAUAAUCACAUUAAUGUAAAAAUAAAUAAUCAUUUAUUAAUUGACAAUAUUAAUAAAAAAAAAAAAAAGGAAUCUAUAUAUAGAGAUAAACUACUUAAAAAUUUACUGAAUACAUCAGAAAUAAACAGUUCAUUUUUUCAAUUGCCGUAUAUUUACAAAGCUCCACUCUAUUAUUUUACUGAAAUAUGUGAUAAACGUAAAGAAAAAUCUCCAUCUGGCAAUUGGAUUCGUCAUUUUUCAAAAUACAAUGAAGCCAUAUGUCUUGUACCAUCGGAUGAUUCUUCAAAUAAAUUGUUUCCAGCUUUAGUAAGAUCAUUAAAAAUGAAUAACAUAAGUAAAAAUAAAAUUUUAGAAAACAUUAUUUCAGAAUAUGAGCCUUUUCUUAAGUGGUAUUUAACUAAUAUAAAAUCAGAGAAAGAAAAAUAUUUAAAUGUUCAUGAUUUAGCUAUUUUUGCUACCAUGUAUGAAUUUCAGUAUUUUCCUGAAUACUCUCAUAAUACUUCUAUUAUACGGUCACAAAGAAAUUUUACGUCUUAUAUUGAACAUGAAUUAACAGAACUUGUUUAUUUAAAAAAUGAAUAUUUGGAGUUAAGUAGAAAAAGAAAAUUUACAGAAAAAAAGGAGUUAAUGAAAGAAUUUAAUCCUGUUUUUCCUCACGCUUCAUCUAAUACUCCUUCUAUAUCUUCUGCUUCUGGUAUUUCAACUCCUUCUUUCAUAUAUUUUGAACCAUCUGCUCCUCCUUAUUCAUCAUCUGAUUCUAUUAAUUCAACUGCUUUCACAUAUCCUCAACCAUAUGCUCCUCCUUCUUUAAGAUCUUUUGAUUCCUUCAAUUUUUCAAUUCCUCAAUCCUCUAGAAAUUUUAAUACAUUUCAUCCUACCAUAGUUUCCUAUAAUCCUUCUUCAUAUACUGCUUCAUCAUCUCUUUUUUCUAGAAAUUAUCAACCUUUUUCUUUUAAUAAUCCUUUCGACUCUCCACAUUUUUCUCAUUCUUCUAGAUCUCAAUUCAAACCAGUUCGCCCAUAUGAUUUCCCUAUUCCUUCCUCAACUACUACUCUCUCUGAAUCCUUAUCAAAUCCUACUUCUACCGCUAUUUCUACUCCUAUUGAUAAUGCUUCCCCUAAUCCUUAUUUGAGCAAUACAAUCGUUAGUACUGAUACACCUUCUGUUACCGAUACUAUUAUUUCGAAUACAUCUCCAGUUCAAAUUUCUCAUCCCACCUCCUUAAAUUUGCAUCCUACUACGUCAAAUACAACUCUUAAUUCUCCUACUAAAUAUAGUAUUACUCCUUCUUAUCAAUCUUUCUCUUCUUCUCCUUCUAGUGUUAUUAUGAAUACUUCUAAUCUUAAUGAAUCAAAUUAUGAAAAACUAGGAGCUAAACCCAAGCAUAGAUCUUCAAUUAGGGCUUAUAAAAUAGCAAAAAAAGAAAAAGAAAAAGAAAAAGAAAAAGAAAAAAUGCAAAAAGGGAAUUCAAGAAAAACAAGAGAAAAAGAAAAAUAUGCUCAUAAAAUAAUUGGGCCUAUGAGAUCCUCAAGUUUUGAAUCUGCAAUAAGUGCGUUUACUGAUAAAUUUAGGAAAACAGAUAGUACUAGUGAAAAGGGAAAAAAUAAAACUAUGAAAAUUAAAGGAGAAUCUUCAGAAAAUUCGGAUGAUAAUAAAAAAGUAAUAAAAAAUAAAUUGAAAAACAAAAAAAGUAAGUCAAUGCCUAAAUUAAAUGAUUUGGAAAUGGAUAAUUUAACAGAACCUUCAAGUGUUGAAGGAGAUAAAAAGAGUUUUCAAUUCCCAAAAGAAACUUCUUUCGCUGAAGUAAAUUCAAAUAUAAAUGUGAAUAUAGGUUCAAAUCCUGAACAACGUAUUUAUGAAAAUGUUGAUGGAGAAUAUGAAAAUAUUUUAAAAGAUAUAGAUGAAGAUGGUAUUAGAACAUACGAACAGUUAGUUAUAUCGGAAUUAUCAUUACUCGAAGGUGUUGAUAUAAAUACGAUAACUUAUAUAGAAGAAAAUAUAGAUUCCUAUAAAUCUAUAAAUGAUUAUAAAACUGUAGUUAUGGGAACCCAACUAUGUAGUUUUCCGUAUAAAAUAGGAGACUUUAUAAAGUUAUAUGAUAUGGAUGAUAUGAUAAAACAUAUAAAAAAAGUGUCUUCUGAACCUAAUAAGCGUAAAUAUUUUAUCUUAAAAAGUAAUUCUUACGGAAAACAGAUAAUGAAUAAUAGAGGUAUUAUUACAAAAAGUAUUCAAUGCAUUUCAAAAAAUGUCACUAUAGGUGCAUACUCUAUAUGGAAUAAUGAAUUUCACGUAUCUAAUAAUGGAAUGGUUUUAAAAACUGAAACUUUAGAAGAAAAAAUAUUAGCUUAUUAUAUUGAAAGAAUGUAUUGGGGAUCUAAUGGUUAUUUAUAUAACGAUGACAUAAAUGCCUUACAAGCUAUUCUUGAUAUUGGUUUAAUUAUCUUUGAAGAUGGGAAAACUGAAUUAAAUAUAAAUUCUGCAAUUUAUGGAAAAUACAGAAUUUCUCUAUUAUUUUAUUCUAUAAAUAGGUUUUAUUUUUCCUUAGUAAAUCAUAUUGAAUUAGUUGGUGGUAUGCAAGUUUGCCAUACUGGUUAUAUGGCUAAAAAUUUGCCUAAAUCUCUUACAUGUUUAAUAGAUGAUAAGAAUAACACAUGA